This is a messenger RNA of Spodoptera litura, 3285 nucleotides long. RefSeq lists its product as uncharacterized. Lineage: Eukaryota; Metazoa; Arthropoda; Insecta; Lepidoptera; Noctuidae. The record is from RefSeq and is a predicted model, not a curated record.
ACCGCGCCCCACGGCAGUUGCCCUCCGUGAAUUUACUGAGGCGAUCGGUUCGCGUUGUCCUGAUUUCUUUUUAUCAUUCACGACGGGUCAGCCAACAUCAAAACCGGGUGUUAGCAGGCGUAGAAACUCUGCAUUUAUAAUGGAUCAAUCGAAAAGGGCAGCCAUACGUAAGGAGCUGAUAAAACAAUUCCUGGCGGAAUUGGGUGUACAGGUGGAACCGGAAGUAAAUGCUGACGAAGACCUGGAAUACUUAUCUGCUUCGCCGGUACAGCGAGAAGCCGAUUCGACUGAGGUCAGACAAGUUAGUGAAUACAUUAAGAAAAUCAAGACUUUAUUUAUGGAAGACCGCACAACAUCCGAGUUCCGAAGCUUAAAACGCAGCAGAUUGACAUCAUCAUCUGAUGAUGAAGAAGAAUAUCUUCAACAGCAGACAAAGAGGCGGAAGAAGCAAAGACGCCGCUUCUUGACUGCUAGAUCUACUAAUUCUACUAUGCCUGUUGUAGUCACGGAGGUGAACGAUCGUCCAUUACCAUCUCGUUCAAACCAUUAAGAGAGAACAAGAAUUUUGACCUACCAGAUAGGGGUUCACACCUUGAUACUUUAUUGAUGUAGCUAUAUACGGUUUUAAUUUAAAAUUAGCAAUAGACCGCCAAAUGUUACGAUACCGUUCUUGACGUUCUUUUAAAAAGUAAGCUGGUGUUUGGUGUCGUUUGUUGAAAGUUGUUUAAGUUACUAGACAUUUCAUUAUUUAGUUCAUGACAUGCGUAUUUACAAAUCGGUAUGAUAAAAAACGUAAAACGAGCAAAUUUUGUGUGAAUCCCUUGGGGUAGAAUUUUUCUAUUUUACCGCUCACCGUUAAGUUCAACAAGAAUUUGUGUUAUUUCAAUAAUAAUAAUUAAGACCCUAUUGAAUUUUAUAAUUGAGUUGAAAGUAUAUGAAAGUAUAUAAGUUUAAAUAACUUAAACGAAAAACAAUGUAUUUAAAAAUCACAUUAAAAGAAUAUUGUGCACUAAGAGGGAAGGCAUACCAUUUCAUUCCAACGUACGUAUCAUCAUUGUAAGGAUCCCUGAAGACUGAAGAUAGUUAAACUUGUAUUUUAUAUGUAUAUGUACAGUGUUUACGGGUGACAUGAUCUACUUCUGUGCGGGCUUUGUAAUUGAGUGGAAAAACAAUAGAUUUUUCCUACCUCACCCUAGUAUAAAAAAUACCAUUUUCACAUCAUAGGAAAACAAUUUAUGUAAUCAACGUAAAUAACACCUUAGCCGGAAACCUCAUACAAUUUUGUAAAAAUUUACUUUAAAUGGAAUUCAAACAUUUUAUUUCAAUUUCUACAAUAUCAUAAACAAACAAACAAACACGUUUCAGUAAUGUAGACAAUUAACAACACCCUCAAGUGUCGACAACUCUGUAGAACGACCAACGAAAAUGUUAACAGUAAUAAUAGAACAUUGUUACCCAAUUGAGUAUAAGUAUUUUCAUCCGUGCGGUCCGUGCGCAUCUUUAAAUAAUAUACAGAAAGGAAGAAGAAGCAUUUAUUCGACUGUAAUACGAUAUCUGGUAACACCAAUUUAAGGGCAUGUAAUCUAUUGACAUGUUUUUCUAUAGUCAUUUACUAAUCGUACAAAUCUGUAAUUGGCUUUUUGUCACAAAUCACAUUCUUCCUAUUCAAAUUGUAUGGCUGUUGAUUUUCCAAGGGAAUAAAUAAUGUAAAGGGAAGUGUCAUGUCACCAAUUACCUUGCAUAUAAUUUGUAAAAGCAGCGCAACGCUGUAUACUUUUAAACGAGUGUGUGUAUGUAGGUAACUAUGUGUGGGACUAAAAGUAAUUUAGGAUUUAAUAUCACGGCGGUAUAGGUGUUACUUAUUAGGAAUGAAAAGGCUGAUUUUUUGGAAUGAACGAAUUAACAUUUAAAUUGGAUGGAUAAUAUACUCAAAUCAACCGCUGAAACGUACGGCUUUGUGAGUGAAGUAAUUGAAGUACAUAUAAUGUAACUGAAUAUACGCAAUACCUUGCUGUCGCUAGUUUAGACGACGGAAAUGAGGAUUAAAAAGAAAUUCAUUAAAAAUAUUCUGAGUUUUUCAUACAAAUUGAAGCUUAAAUAGCCACAAUUUCCAUGGAAACAGCAAAACCUUUAUAAAUUUACAAAAAUAUUAAACUAAUGUUUCCUUUCAUGCACCAGUUAGUUUUGCUUGUUACAUAAAACAAUAAUAUAUUGGUUGUCUAUAAGUAUUGGUGCCGUAGAUACUAAAACGUUGUAGCAUUUGUGGAAGUCUGAAGAGAAGAUACUUCAACAUGCUUGACAGGAUGAAUUGAUUUUUAAAAUAAAUUUAUUUUAUCAUGAAAUGUAACUUUUGACACGCAUUAAUUCAAAUGUUGAAAGAUCGUUUUAGACAGGACGAAAAUGUGAACUUUUUUGAGUCUGGUGUCUGUUACAAGUUAUCGAUUAAUAUCAGAUAUAACCAAAUAAUUAUUUUAAAAAUCGGUCGCAUAGGUGUAUGUAGCUAAUAACUAAACACACAUAUAAUUAAUGAAAAAGUUUUUUGUGUCAAUAACUUAAAACAAAAAUUGCAUACGUUGAUGCAGCAAUUUGAUUGUAAAAUGAAGCACAAUCUAAUAAAUAAUAAUCUUGCUCAGUUUAUUAUUACAUUUUAAGUUUAAAAGUGAGUGUUUCUAAUGAGUUAACAUCUUAAUUCUCUUUACCAGUAAGUAGCUAUAGAUCAGCGAUGACUUAAGGACUUAGAUUGUAGAUCAGUUUAUCAGAUGUAAUAAUAUAUUUUAUUAGUAUGUGCUCUGUACUGAGUGCUUUUUUCUUUCGAUGUGUGUAGUGAUGUAAAACAGUAGUUUUCACUAAUAUACUAAUAUAUUUAUUAUGAUAAGAAAUAUUAACAUAUUUCAUCAAACCUCUCAAAUGAUAAGUCCAGUCUUUUCUUAACAUAAUAUUGGUCGAGUCAUAAGUGUUGUUCCUUAAUUAUUGUAUCAGCUGAUUUCUUUGCAUAGCUUACCCUGAUAUUGCGCUAAAAACAUGUCUUAACAUACCACAAUAAAAAUUGUGACUGGCAAAAUACGAUGUAGAAGGGUAUACUAGUAUGUCAGGAAUUAUCACAUUUUACUAGAGAGAAUGCAGGGGUAUGAUUGUAUUUCUUAAAAGGGGCUUUUUUAUGCCUACCUAAAUUUCAACUAUUUUUGUGUAAUAAAACAAUUAUAACAAUCUCAUUAAUGGCCUUUCUUACUUUUUUACACUUGAUAGGAUGACGUUUGAAGUAUACUCUUAUGUAUUUAUAUAAAA